GAAUUACGUGAAAUAAGAAAUUUGAUAACGAAAGGCGUAUAUGAAGCACUAGACACCGCCGAGACUUCUGUUUGCAAAGUUAUUGAAUUGAGUAGAGGUGUCUUAGUAUAAAUAUUACGGAACAACGUUAGCAAACAAAAUUUUGCAUUUCUUACUGGCUUAAAUAUACAGAUUAAUGUUCUGAUAUUUUACGAAACUAUUAAGCUUUAUAUAGGGAAAAAUUCAAUUUUGAGAUCCUUAAUUCUUUUUUGUUUGUAAACGCCUUCGCAAAUAUUUUCAAAAUGGAUAUUAAAAAGAACAUGGAUUCCAAUAAAAUCGAAAAUAAUGCUAACCCAAGAGAGAAAAAUGGAUUUAAAAUGACUAAAAUUAUCGCGGCAUUGAGCGUUCGGUUACUUCUCGUGCUUCAUAACAUUCUCGCGGUUUGGAGAGUGACUAUAUCACGUGACAGCUCGAAUUUCUGGGGCCUGGCAGCCCUUAAUAUACUGAUACUUGUUGAAACUGUUCUCGUUAUCCGGAAUAACUAUGGAAAUGAAUGGAAAUGGUGGUGUCCAUGUUUCUUGACGUAUUUGCUCGCCACAUUGCCUUCCAUCUGGCUUCUUCAGCUUAGCCUGUAUGACAGUCUAGUUUCCGGGGACUCGGUCUCUGCCAUUCAACCAACACCCCAGGGCCAGGCCGCUGACUUGUCGACGUCAUCCUUGUCUCUUAAUGUAGGGAACCAGUCAGCUGCACCAUCAGUUACGCCAUCUAUGACGUUAACAACUAAUGCGUCUACAGUUGGUACAAGUUCAACCACAGAUGGAGGAAUAGCGACAAGUAUUGAUGAAAUCCUUGCACUAGAAGAUACUACAUGGAUAGUGGUGAUCCAGGAGUCACUCGUGUACCUCAUAGUAUUUGGGCGUUGGAUGCUUCCACGUGCUGAAGUAUCACGAGCUGCACUCUCUGACCUUCUACUAGAAUACCUCGCCAUGGCCUCUGAUAUAAUGGAACUAUAUGCUAUAUUUGAUGAAGACGUUGUACAACGUGACCUUGGAGCUACAUACGCCAUUCUUACCAUAUGGUCAAUCAGCUUUUUUCAGUUUGUACCAGUCUUAGUAUUCAAACACAAGUACCGCCAUUUACACAGUCCACGGAUGAAGAAAAUCAAUCGCGCAUGCGGGGAAUAUUUUUCGGAAGUAGUAGUAACAGUAACAAGUAUUGUACUUCAAGACGGACCGUUUCUGGGUCUAAGACUCUAUAUCAUGCUGAGGUUUGAACUGAUUACUUACAGUUUGGUGUUUUUCGUACUGAAGAACAUUGUAGCAGUACUUCUGCUGCUAUAUCGUCUGGUUAUCUUGUGUAUACGGCUUCCAUGCUGUUACUAUGAGGAAGGGGAAGUUGUUGACGUUGAAAGUGUGGACUUUUCACAUCCAGUAAUGCCUCAAGUGAAAACAGAAAUGUUUAGAAGAUUAGGAUUUUAAGAUGCGCAUGCGUAUUUUAACCGCUUGUGUUUAUACAGAAAAUGUUGAGGUGGUACUACGUUUUGAAUUACCGGUGAAUGACGGAAACACAAAAGCCAGUUCUUUUCAAAAAUCAUGACGAUAUGAUUCAACUUAAUGUUUUUAUUUACCCAUACGAAAGGGACCAUUCUUGUGUCUUAACAUGGAGUUUUGGCAAUAACCAGCAAUAAACUAAAACAAUGGAAAUUCUUACGAGAGUUCAAUGAGAGAGAGAGAAAAAAAGCAAUUUCAAAUAUUUAUAUGUAACGUUGUAAACUACACAGUACAAUAUCCUACCAAGAUACUCACAAAACAAAUGAGAGAUAAAAAUAAUUUUGACAGAUCGUGAAAAUUAAUGAUGUUAGAUGACUCAUGACCUAAUUCAGAUUUGCUGUUAUUUCUACCGUUUGGUUAGACUUUCUUACUUUUGUAAAUGGCUGUUAAAUGUUAAAAGAUCAACCAAUACUUUAUAUUCAGAGCUUGGGAGAUUUCUUUUAUAUAUAAACAGAUAUGUUCGUAUUGUAAAUACUGGUUGAAAUUGUAUGGAUGUAAAUCGGAUGAUUGUAUUAUAAGUACUAUUGUAAAAGCAUAAAAAUUGAAGAUAUAUUAUAAUAAUAGAUCAGUUAACUGGUCAUCAAAGGUGCGAGUUUUACUGUAGAACGCAGGUUUUGCAGAUGUUUUGGAAUUCCCCAGAUUAGUAAAUAUUAGUUUAUUCAUACCAUUGUUUAAGGGGUAUAUAUAUGACAGAACGGCGCACUACCUACUAUGUUAUCAUAUACGUCUUUGUUCCUAUACAGACAAAUUAAAACUUGCUUUAAUCGUGCUGAAUAUCUUAUCAUUAAGUAUAGAAAUGUUAUUUCUAAAUAAAGGUUGAAAUCACACAAUUUGAACAUCGGAACUGGUCGCCAUAGAAACAUUGAAAGGAAUCGUAUGUAACAAAAUGAUUUAGGAGACGAGUAUCACUUUGUUUUAGUGCGUCCAUUUUACAAUUUUACAACCAGUUUAGGAAUAUGUAUAUUCCAGGAUACUUUAGAACUCGUCCAAGUUGCUUAAUUCAGAUAAAAAAUGUGUUCUACACAAAUUACCAUUUUUGUAAAAUAAUGUUUCAAAAUAAGAAACGAUUAUUUAAAUAACUAAUGAUUCUAUCGUCUGUUUAUUUUUGUAUUUUUAACGGUAUAUGACGAUAUAAAAAGAUGAUCACUCUCAAAUUUCUAAAUUGUCAAAUGUAAAUGUGUACUAUGUGUAUGUAUGAUUUGACACAUUAUGUUCAGUAAAGUUGUGACUGUCGUGUAAUGGUGUGGUUUGGCGAUGAGAUGUAUGCUUCAGUCAAAAUAAAACUUCUGUUCUGUUC
Molecule: messenger RNA, 2826 nt
Organism: Mercenaria mercenaria
Lineage: Eukaryota; Metazoa; Mollusca; Bivalvia; Venerida; Veneridae
Product: transmembrane protein 26-like
Exons: 3
Coding region: 282-1457 (391 amino acids)
Source: RefSeq, a predicted model, not a curated record